This is a messenger RNA of Gryllus bimaculatus (two-spotted cricket), 414 nucleotides long. The record is from the annotation of a GenBank genome assembly. Lineage: Eukaryota; Metazoa; Arthropoda; Insecta; Orthoptera; Gryllidae.
AUGACAGUUCUCUUACCAGUAGCUGGGGUACCGGCAAAAAUCAACUUCAAGGGUAGCUCCGAGGUGUUGGUCACUUCUAUAUUCAGCAAUAGCUUCCUGAGAGACCGGCGCUUGCUGAUCCAACAACUGGUCAUUGGCGGUCUCCUCACUGUCCUGCCCAGCGCCAACUCCAGGCAUGCCCUGGCGCUCCUCAUGCAGCGACCCUCGGAAACGAGGCCAUCCGACUUCUUAGACGUCUCUCCAUCACUGGUUUUCUAUUCAGAGUGUCCUUCUCCUAGCCUUUUAACCCUUCGGCCUUCUAUUGUGAAGGGUGCCGGGCGCGGCCCGAGACGCAAUGAGUCACGCGGGGAAUUUGCGAACGCCAUGCCGGCAAGGUGGAGACUCACCAACCAAGGUUUCGGAGAAUUUCUGUGA